CUCAAACAGUGAUUAAUUCAACCCAACCCAAAAAACGAAUUGCACAAGCACAAUUCUGAAACCCUGUGGGCAGAGAAAAUGAGAUAUGAUUGAGCUCAAUUUCACAAACCAUGAAUCUCUGUUCUCUCCUUCCGGCCUUUACACCUCCGCUAGUACCUCCAAUCCACGCCAACCUUCCUUCCAGGACUGAUGUCACUGAGAAAGCUGAAGCCAUUGAAUGUGAAAAUCUUAGCUACUCCAUCACUACAAGGCAGCGCAAGUUGGUGCCAAUUCUAAAGGACUGCUCGCUUUCUGUUCCUUCUGGGCAGUUGUGGAUGCUUCUUGGGCCAAAUGGGUGUGGGAAAUCUACCCUUUUGAAGAUCUUGGCUGGUCUUCUGAAACCAACUAAUGGAACCGUGUAUGUUAAGAGGCCUAAGAGUUUUGUUUUCCAAAAUCCUGACCAUCAGGUUGUUAUGCCUACUGUAGAAGCUGAUGUGGCAUUUGGCCUUGGUAAGUUCAAUCUGACCCCUGACGAAGUCAGAUCCAGGGUGUCAAAAUCUUUGGAAGCCGUUGGCAUGUCUAAGUAUAUGCAGAGACCAGUUCAAACUCUAAGUGGUGGCCAGAAACAGAGGGUUGCAAUUGCUGGUGCUUUAGCUGAAGCAUGUAAAGUGUUGUUACUGGAUGAGCUCACAACCUUUUUGGACGAAAAUGAUCAGUUUGGGGUGAUUAAAGCAGUCAAAAACUCCUUGGGUGAUUCUGGAGAUGUAACGGCCUUAUGGGUGACACAUCGAUUAGAAGAACUUGAAUAUGCGGAUGGGGCACUUUAUAUGGAAGAUGGUAAGAUUGUGAUGCAAGGCGAUGGAUCAAGCAUAAUGAAUUUCAUCAAAAGGCAACAAUCAUCUUAUAUUGGCCAGAUAAAUUCUUGAUCAGAACUCUCUCUCUCUCUCUUUUCUUUUUAAAUUACUUAUUUUUGUUUAUGUAUU
This is a messenger RNA of Pistacia vera, 962 nucleotides long. Its product is annotated as ABC transporter I family member 10-like. Gene Ontology annotation, molecular function: ATP hydrolysis activity; ATP binding. Lineage: Eukaryota; Viridiplantae; Streptophyta; Magnoliopsida; Sapindales; Anacardiaceae. Gene Ontology annotation, biological process: transmembrane transport. The transcript is spliced from 6 exons. The record is from RefSeq and is a predicted model, not a curated record. The coding region runs from base 111 to 905 and encodes 264 amino acids. Gene Ontology annotation, cellular component: membrane; chloroplast envelope.